Cebus imitator (Panamanian white-faced capuchin) is the source of this 1995-nucleotide messenger RNA. RefSeq names its product retrotransposon Gag like 4 (gene RTL4). NCBI's taxonomy places the organism in Eukaryota, Metazoa, Chordata, Mammalia, Primates, Cebidae. Gene Ontology annotation, molecular function: nucleic acid binding; zinc ion binding. The coding region runs from base 621 to 1124 and encodes 167 amino acids. The transcript has a single exon. The record is from RefSeq and is a predicted model, not a curated record.
GCCUUCUCCAUGAAGAAGAGGCAACAUUGAGUGGUGGACAACACUUUUUCGCAUCUCUCCAAUUCAGCUGUUAGCAUCUCCUAGUGUCUUCUUCAUAGCUAACAGCUUUGGCUACUUCCUCAUGAUACUGCCUCUCUGAUCACAGAGCAAAUCCACUGUCUGUUCAUUGGUUUCCAGUACUAGUGCUCAAUUCUACUCAAUCCCACCUGAUUCCAGGAGAUAUAAUGGAGAAGUGCACAAUUCUUCAGGCAGAGAAUCUGAUUCUACAGCCUCAAAUGCAGCAUCCAACCCUGGAUAACCUUGCUAAAAGGAGGCAAGUCAUGCCUGUCUUGGCCACCAUAGUGAUGCCUGCAUCCUACUGACUUGAGCAUCUCACACAGUUUCAUGGUAACCCUGCCAAUCACUCAGAGUUCCUUGCUCAGGUGACUACCUACUUGACAGCUCUCCAGAUCUCUACUCCUGCAAAUGAUGCCCAGAUCAAGCUCUUUUUUGAUUACCUGUUUCAGAAGUUGGAAAGUUGUGGGAUCAUACCUGGGCCUGACAAGAGUACCUUAUUGAAGCAAUAUGAGAAUUUUAUUCUUGAGUUCCAGCAGUCACUUGGUGAGCCCACAAAACAGGAAAUGAAUCCUCUAAUGAAUGCUAAGGUUGACAAAGGGGACAACUCCUCUCAACAGGACCCUCCUACUUUCCAGCUCCUUGCUCAAAAUAUGAUCUGUAAUGAAACCAAUCAGAAUGGUCAGUUUGAAAAGGCACUAGCUGGUCACAACCAGGAUGAAGAGAAUGUCACAGGUAUCAUGGACAAUCUUCCAGACCUGAUCACUCAGUGCAUUCAGUUGGACAAGAAGCAUAGUGUCAGGCCAGAGCUCCUACAGUCAGAGACCCAGUUCCCAUUGUUAACUUCCUUGAUCCAACACCAAGCCCUCGUUAGCCCCACAGAUCCACUACCCAAAAAAGGGCCUAUGCAGCUGCGAGAAGGCCAGCUGCCUCUCACCCCAGCCAAACGAGCCUACCAACAAGAAACUCAGUUGUGCCUCUACUGCAAUCAAUCUGGCCACUUCACAAGAGAUUGCCUUGCCAAACGUUCUCGAGCUCUAGCAAUGACAAAUAACACAGCUCACCAGUAAGAAGAGAUCAGGAAAGUCACUUUCUAAACUUAUAUCCCUCUCACUCCCAUCCUUACCAAUUUAUACCCUGCAUUAACUUUUAAAAUACAAAUGGAGAACUGUGAUACCACUUUAUAGGCAGUUAUGAACUAAAAUGCUUUGGAGAAUUUAAACAAUCAGAUCUUGUUCAUUGGCAAGUGACCCUUCACCAAACCUAACUCAAGAAUGAUGAAAACAAUUCACAGGCACUUUCUGCAGUUGGAAUUCAUUCUCCAAGACUACCAAAAACCUGCAGGCAAAACUUUGCCCAGUCUAAGCCACUGAAAACAACCAUGGAAGUGCAUUGGGAACCUUAUCCUCAAUGUAGUCACCAUCUAGGAGAUCUGGGUUGAGUUUCUUGGCCCAAGUCCUGUAUCUUGUGUGCCUAGAAUUGAACCCAAGACUUCACUUUCACCCUUAUUUGUCUGUAUCCUAGUUUCCUGUUGGCUUAGGACCUUUGGCUGAAGUCCAAAUGACAUUCCUAUAUUCUGCUAAUAUUCUCCUCCUAGAGUUUGGACCAUGCUUCACCUAUUGACUAGGAUCUAGCUUCAGCAUAAAUCAACCUUCCUGGAACCACAGCUCUGCCACCCUUCUAUAGAGCCAUGUAUUUUGUUUCCAUAUAGAGACUCACGCUUUCCCAACCAACAGAACCUCCUGGCUAUUUACAAACCAGAUUGUGUGGACAUUUGAACACUGCAUGGAACUGUUGGUCCCUUUUUUUGCGAGCUAGCCCAUCAGUCAGGUACAUAUUUUAGCCAAGACCACCAAUUCCAGCUUACUCCUCUCUUCUCUAACAUCCCUACUUGAGGUUCCAUCAUGUCUUAUAGCCAAGUAAAUAUGCUCUAGGAUAAGA